This is a messenger RNA of Drosophila innubila, 2204 nucleotides long. RefSeq names its product monocarboxylate transporter 10 (gene kar). The transcript has 7 exons. The coding region runs from base 220 to 1929 and encodes 569 amino acids. Gene Ontology annotation, molecular function: monocarboxylic acid transmembrane transporter activity. Gene Ontology annotation, biological process: transmembrane transport. The record is from RefSeq and is a predicted model, not a curated record. Lineage: Eukaryota; Metazoa; Arthropoda; Insecta; Diptera; Drosophilidae.
UAAUUGAAUUAUUUUUCAUUCCGUUGCCGGCAACGCAAGCGUUCGGUUGUGUACUCGUAAUAUAUCAAAAAGUCAAACCGACAUCGUCUUGCAAUCUCUCGUCGGACCAACAGAGGCGUCGUCGUAACGCGUUGUUCGCAGUGCCCCCUCCCAAAAAGGGAUUUAUUAAUUCAAGUGUUCAAGUAAAAAAGAAACCACACGAGUCGUCGUCCAGUAGCAAUGACUGAGCACGAACCGCUAGACGAAUCAAGGGGGCAGCCAAAUGGUCGGAUAUUGAGCACCGCGGAACGUGCCAAUGGACACGCCUCGUUGGCCAACAAUGGUCAAUUGCACAGCGAAACAGUGGCCAAUGGCAAGGCAUUGUCGAAUGGAACACAGCAAUCUUCACAGCAUAUCGAAGCACCCUGCUGUCGAGAUAUCCACGGCAGGGAACCACCCGAUGGUGGGGCACGUGCCUGGCUGGUUAUGGUCAGUGCAUUCCUAUGCAACGGUGUCAUAUUUGGUCUAAUCAACACAUACGGAGUGUUGCACAAGCUCCUCACCGAACGACUGACAGCACAGGGAGACUUGGAAGCCAACAGCAAGGCGGCUCUUGUUGGCUCCUUGGCCAUUGGCACAACCUUCUUCCUGUCCCCCGUCGCUGGCUGUCUGACGGAUAAGAUUGGUCUCAGGUUGACCACAUUUACGGGUGGCAUGAUCGCAGCUGGUGGCCUGUUGUUGUCAUCCUUUUGUGCCGACAAUAUCAGCGCCUUGUAUUUUACUUAUGGCGUUAUGUUUGGACUGGGCGGGGCCUUGGCCUAUACGCCCACAUUGGCUAUAUUGGGGCAUUACUUCAAGCGCUACCUGGGCAAGGUGAGCGGAUUUGUAACUGCAGGAUCCAGCGUGUUCACUGUGAUACUGCCGCCGGGUCUGAAAUGGCUGCUGGGCAGCUAUGGCCUUGAGACAACAUUGAGAAUCAUGAGUCUGAUGUCAGCAUUUAUUAUAGUCUGUUCCUUUGUCUACAAGCCACUACACUUUCCCCAGGAGACACCUAAAAAGAAGACCGGUCGCUCUCGUUUCAAUGUCUUCCUAAGGUCCAUUGUAAAUGUCGAUAUCUGGAAAAAGAAACGUUAUGUCAUUUGGGCUUUGUGUGUGCCUUUAGCCCUAUUUGGUUACUUUGUGCCCUAUGUGCACAUGAUGAAGUUUGUGGAGAACGCGUUUAAGGGCGAGGAUGAGAAUAUACCCGUCAUGUGCAUCGGCAUUACGUCUGGCAUUGGACGUCUCAUAUUCGGCGUGAUUGCAGACAUGCCACGAGUGAAUCGCAUGUAUUUGCAACAAUUAUCAUUGGUGUGCAUUGGCUUGCUUACCUUGUUGUUGCCGUUGACCAACUCUUUUGAGGUGCUUGUCUCAUUCUCACUUAUAAUGGGCCUAUUUGAUGGAUGUUUCAUUUCGCUGCUUGGUCCAAUUGCCUAUGAGAUUUGCGGUCCAUCGGGCGCUACACAAGCCAUUGGUUUCCUGUUGGGUCUUUGCUCGCUGCCACUGACAAUUGGUCCACCUGUUGCCGGCAUGAUCUUCGAAAGAACUGGCUCGUACACUCUGCCCUUUAUAUUGGCCGGUAUUCCCCCAUUAAUUGGCUCAUCUCUGCUCUUCCUGAUGCGCUGCGUUAAGGACGAAUCCGGCAGUCCGAUUACAAACGGAAUUUCUUCCCGACAAAACGGAGAAAUUGAAAACUCAUCCAAUGGCACUUAUCGCAUGAAUGCUGUCAGAUAUAGCGAACCGCUAAUCGUGAAUGGUGCAAAUGGUUCCAAGUCCAAUGGACAUGCAGUCACAAAUGGCUCCGCAUUGGCUGUAAAGUCCAGUGCUCCUCUAAUGGGUACAGCCGCAAACGGAAGCGCAACUGUGACCAAUGGAUCGAGGUUUAAUGGAUUUGCCGACUCAACAACUGAUUGACUAACUCAUCAUUUUCGCAUCCGCAAACAUUCAUAAAUUAUAACAUUUUAAACAUGAAUAGUUUAAUUAAAUUAAACUGAUAUAGAUUUAAGUGCUUUGUAGACUUAAAGUUGAAUCUGAAAAGCUUUUGUAAAUAAAUAAAUUAAAUUUAUUACAUUGUAAGCCGCCGCACCUUGUGUUAAACACUGCUUAUAAACUGUAUAUAUGUACAUAUGUUGGAGAUCUGCAUGGAACUAAUAUUUGAAUACAAUGAAUAAAUAUCAACUAACCAUUUA